AUGUGUUCUAUGCUUCUAAACUGGCUGAGAUUCGGAAAACUGAAUAAAGAUUACAGCAACACCAAUGUGUUUGAGCAUUCAAACAAGUUUUACUCGGUUUCGGAGAAUCACAUCCCACAAGAGAUUGACAUCUUCACACUAAAUACUUUAAAGUACUGGGAUGUCAAUGGCGCAUGGAAUCGUCCCUUUGCAAGUCACCCCAAGAAAGUUCUGGGUACUGGAGAACUAGUUAUUUUUGGUGUAGAUGCAACUAAACCUUAUCUUGAAAUUGGAAUAGUAUCGGCUGAAGGAAACGAGCUGGUUCACAAAGCAGAUAUAAAACUAGACAGAAGCAGUUUAUGCCAUGACAUAGGUGUCACAAGCAGGUAUAUAGCGAUAUUGGAUUUUCCACUGAUAGUUGAUUCAAACAGACUACUUAGAAGAGGCCAAUUAAUCAAAUUCGACAAGGAGAAAUAUGCCAGGAUUGGGAUAAUGCCGCUCUAUGGUGAUGCUAACUCAAUCAAGUGGUUUGAGGUGGAACCUAAUAUCACUUUUCAUCUCAUCAAUUCCUUUGAGGAUGGUCAUGAGGUUGUGUUGUGGGGUUGUAGAGCACUAGAUUCAAUAAUUCCAGGACCUGAAGAUGGUUUGAAGGAAUCUAAGUUAUUCUCUCGAUGUUACGAAUGGAGAUUAAACAUGAAAAGUGGAGAGGUUAAGGAAAAAUAUCUCACCGGACCAGAACAAUACAUGGAUUUUCCAAUGAUCAAUGCAAGUUUUACAGGAAUUAAGAACAGAUACGCAUACACCCAAGUGGUUGAUCCCACUGCAAGUUUUGCUGCAGAUAUUCCUAAAUACGGUGCUUUAGCAAAGCUAUACUUUGAAGAACCAUGUUCAGAAUUCCCUGUGGGAGAGGCACAACAAGAAGAGCUUAUAAGGGUAGAAUAUCAUAGGUUUGAAAAAGAUGUAUUUUGCACUGGAUCUGCGUUUGUCCCUAAGGAAGGUGGCGUUGAAGAAGAUGAUGGUUGGAUAAUCACUUUUGUUUACAAUGAAGAUAAUGGCAUUUCUCAAGUUCAUAUAGUUGACACGAAGAAGUUUUCAGGAGAGGCAGUUGCCAAAAUUACAAUACCUUGCAGAGUUCCAUAUGGAUUUCACGGAGCUUUCAUGCCAAUCUCAUUUUAG
This is a messenger RNA of Vigna radiata var. radiata (mung bean), 1155 nucleotides long. Its product is annotated as carotenoid 9,10(9',10')-cleavage dioxygenase 1-like. Bases 1 to 1155 code for a protein of 384 amino acids. NCBI's taxonomy places the organism in Eukaryota, Viridiplantae, Streptophyta, Magnoliopsida, Fabales, Fabaceae. Gene Ontology annotation, biological process: carotene catabolic process. The record is from RefSeq and is a predicted model, not a curated record. Gene Ontology annotation, cellular component: chloroplast stroma. The transcript is spliced from 10 exons. Gene Ontology annotation, molecular function: carotenoid dioxygenase activity.